Messenger RNA from Penaeus monodon (black tiger shrimp), 954 nucleotides. RefSeq names its product cold and drought-regulated protein CORA-like. The transcript has 5 exons. Lineage: Eukaryota; Metazoa; Arthropoda; Malacostraca; Decapoda; Penaeidae. The record is from RefSeq and is a predicted model, not a curated record. Bases 1 to 954 code for a protein of 317 amino acids.
AUGGGAGCCGUUCGAGACAGGGGAGGCGAUGGUGUCCCGACUAUUCUAUUCGGGCUGGCUGUCGCCUGCAUCUUGGCGGCCACGCUCGCUGACCGACACCUGGUGGAUACGGUAAAGGUCACGGAGGUGGAUCUGGACACGGAGGAGGCGGAUACGGACACGGGGGAGGUGGAUACGGACACGGAGGAGGUGGAUACGGACACGGAGGAGGUGGAUACGGAAAAGGACACGGCGGGGGUGGAUAUGGCAAGGGCAUGGAGGUGGAUAUGCCACGGAGGAGGUGGAUACGGAAAAGGACACGGAGGGGGUGGUUACGGACACGGAGGAGGUGGAUAUGGCCACGGCGGAGGUGGAUACGGACACGGCGGUGGUGGAUACGGAAAAGGACAUGGUGGAGGUGGAUAUGGCCACGGAGGAGGUGGUUUAUGGUCAUGGAGGCGGUGGAUAUGGCAAAGGCCAUGGAGGCGGCUACGGGUAUGGCCAUUAAGGUCAAAGAGAAAAAGAUUAUAUUCGGGCUGGCUGUCGCCUGCAUCUUGGCGGCCACGCUCGCUGACCCGACACCUGGUGGAUUACGGUAAAGGUCACGGAGGUGGAUCUGGACACGGAGGAGGCGGAUACGGACACGGAGGAGGUGGAUACGGACACGGAGGAGGUGGAUACGGAAAAGGACACAGCGGAGGUGGAUAUGGCAAAGGGCAUGGAGGUGGAUAUGGCCAUGGCGGAGGUGGAUACGGAAAAGGACACGGCGGAGGUGGAUACGGACACGGCGGUGGUGGAUACGGAAAAGGACAUGGUGGAGGUGGAUAUGGCCACGGAGGAGGUGGUUAUGGUCAUGGAGCGGUGGAUAUGGCAAAGGCCAUGGAGGCGGCUACGGGUAUGGCCAUUAAGGUCAAAGAGAAAAAGUUCGUGUCUAAGUCAAUUAAACCAGAAACGAUGUGCGAAAAGGCCGUCUAA